AGACUGGUGUUUUGCAGCCAGUGGAGCUUUCAGCUGCAGCGUGGAUGGAAAGUUUAUCAACUCAAGAAUCUCUUGUUUGUGGCUGCUGUUGUGACUGCUUGUAGGAUUACUAUGCCUGUUAUUUGAAGAAUUUCAUCCAUCAGGAUGUACAACCACAAUUGGGGGAGAAGCUGGCAGCGGCGCAGUUGCAGCGGGAAGUUGCACGAAGCAAAAGUGAAGGAACAAUGCGAGAGAAGCUGAUACACGAGUUGGAGGAAGAAAGACGUUUGAGACUCGAGAGUGAGAAGCGGCUAGGGGAGGUGACAGUGGAGUCGGAGAAGAUCACAGCUCACAUGCUUUCAUUGAAGCAGCAGCUCUCCAGGGUGGAAGAGACAGUGCGGAAUUUACUGCAGAACCAGGGGGCUCUGGAUCAGACUGCUGUGGACACGGUGGACAUUAUGAAGGUCUUUAAGAGUAAACUUUCUGAAGGAGUCAAAAAGCCAAAGGAAGCGGUGGAAGACCUGAACCUGGCAGCAGAGGUGGAUUACCACAGUGAAAGCAGCGGGAAUGAGGAGGGGAAGGACAAAACCACGCUGCUUCUGGAAAGGCUGCGAACAUUAGAGGCAGAGAACUUGGCCCUGACAACGGAAAAUGAAACCCAGAGAGAGCAGUAUGAGCGCUGUCUUGAUGAGGUGGCAAAUCAGAUUGUCCAGGCUUUGCUAACUCAAAAGGAUCUCAGAGAAGAAUGUGUCAAACUGCGUACCCGGGUGAUUGAUCUGGAGCAGCAGAAUCGAACGCUCAGUGUUCUGUUCCAGCAGCGAGUCAGGCCAGCUUCUGAUUUGCUACUUCAAAAACUUCACUCGCGCAUCAUGGACCUGUCGGCCGGAGACCUGCUGUCUGAAUCUGAUAGGAGUAAAAGCUUUCUGCAGUUACGAACCACAGAAACUGACAGUCAUGAGUCCCAACAGAAUGUAAAAUCUGAAAUACCCGUCUUCAAAUGCCAGAGUCAAUUAAGUUUGACAGUACCAACACAACUGUACCCCCGCAGCAGCUGCAGCAGCAGUGAGCGCUCCCUGUCGAGUGCCUGCAGCGAAUAUUCCAGUGGCUCCUACACUUGGAAUGAUGGAAAAUUAUGUAGCAAAAGGUCAUCACUGAACUGGGAAAAAAGAGUGAGCAUUGGCUCCUCGGCCCCCAAUGUUUCCAGCCCUGUCGAGGAACAGCUGCCCACCAGAAAGAAGGAAAGCCACAUCCUGGAAGGCCUGAAAAAGCUCCAAAAGAGGAAGCCGAUGGAGCCACCUUCGCUCAUAUCCAAAUGGGGAUACAAGGACUGCAUGAACUCCAACGAAGGGAUAUACUCACCCGGUAUAAAGUGUGUGGGUCACAGCGUUCCUAAGUCCCAGCUGUCAAACAAACCUGUAAGAAUGUGCAUGAGCCGCGAGCAGGGAAAAAAAAUUGCCUAUGACUCUGAUUCUCACGAUGACGCAGAUGACGAAUCUACAAAUACACCCACCCUACCCUACGAUUUACCAAGUAAGGACUGUAGGACAUUCUGUAAAAAGUUAACACACAGUGUUUCUGAUAGCCUGUUCAGCUGGGGGCACAGUGGAAAAUCAAUAGUGGGGAGGAAGCCCUCGUACUUCAACACGGAGCGACCUGAAAAACUAACAAGCUUUAUCGAUGGCCUUCUCUUGAGUGAGAAAACAUGUACAAGCUUCGCGCUCCCAGUGUUGAAGUUUAAGGCCAGUCCUACAGACUUAGAUUGUGCACUGCAGCUUUCUGAUGAUCUGGAAGUCCUGGAGGACUUGCAUGUGGAAAGUGGGGAUGAUACAAGCAGUACAGUCAACCAACUGGCUGAGAAACAAGCAAUAGGCGGCUCUAACAGGCUUUCAUACAAGUUUGACAACCUUCCCCUUCCGCAAUGUGAAAAAGAUCUCAGUUUUUCUUCACAACUAGACAGUAGGCCAAAGACUUUUAAUUUGACGAAGCAGAACAAGGUGGUAAGAAAGACCUCGUCUGAAGAAAGUAUCACUGUAAUAUUUGAUGUGGAAGACGGGGAGCCUAUUGAGCUCAGUUCACACCAGACUGGAGUCGUCUCUGUGACUAGAAAUGAGAUUUAUGUGAACCAGCAGCAGACCAUAUCCACUGCCGAAUAUACUGAGCUCGUACCUCAGGGAAUAGUUAAUUGUCAGAAAGGAAGCAAAGCGAGAAACUACUCCAUCCUAGAAUCCCCACAAAACAAAGCUGAACAGCAGCCUGACAAUAUGGCAAAGAAAAAUGGUAUUCUUUCGAGUGUAUGCACUGACACCCCACACUCUGAAAGACUGCUGUCACACAUUCGUCAGCAACCAAAAUUAAUAAAGCCAGCCUAUAAUAAUGCUCAAAAACAUAAUUAUGUACCUUCUAUGCAGACAGCUUCCUCUCAAAGGACAAAUUUGACCAAAAUACCAAGCAGUGGCAAAGGGGCUCCACAAAAGGUCUCUAAGGCACCUGCAAGUGAAACCAGCAAUAACAAUGGGACCUCAAGUUCUUCAUGUCAAGAAAAGUCACCAUCCUCUCCCCCAGUUAAGCUAUCAAGGUUCAUGAAAUCUCCUGGGGGUGGUUGUAACCAGAGCCCAAAGGCAGAAUUGGUAGUUUCAAAGCACAAUGCACAACCUCAACAGAGCUCCAAGAUUCCCUGUAGGAAUGACUGGGGAAAGGGCUCUAACACUGGAGUACCAGGUUCUCCCCUGUUGCCUAGGCGACACAUGGAACCUGUUGAUUAUGGGGAGCCUCCAACCAGAGACAGGCAAUGUGAUCCAGGACAAGCUGAACUCAGGUCUCCCUCCCCACCUCCACCACCAGGCAGAUCUACUUCUUUACUGAUAAGACUGAACUAUGAAAACACCCCUCCUCUAGCACUUAAACCUGGCAACCAACGCAGUACUUCAAACGCUUCAAAAGGAGUGUCUGCUGCAUUGUUGCAUCAUCGCCAUCAGCCGCCCCAACUUGAUGUUCAACAUGAAAGACCUCAGAUGAUGCAAGAUUCAGCAGAAUUAGAUGUAAGUCAGAAAUUGGUAAAUAAUGUCACCCAACAGCUCCAAAGUCCUCCCGGAGCCCAUCAGACCCCCACAAAAGGUUCUCCUAAAAAGGUUUCUGAACCUAUAGCAAAGAGCUCUAAAAACAUUUCCUGUCCUCAGAAAGGUUCCUCACUACAAAGCACAUUUAUCAGUAAGAAGGGGCUUUCCUGUGAGAAUGGAGUACCUCUGCAGUACAAAACAUCUAGCAGCUUGCCAAUAUCGGUCCAGGGUCACUCACAAAGUACUAUUGAGCCACAUGCGACUCAGGGACAUGGUUCCCAAGUGACACCAACAUCACCCGGUGCUGAAAACAGUCUUCAGAACCCUGAAGAAAAAGUUGUAAAGACACGUAUUCCCAUUGGGCUUAAAGUCCUUGUUAAAUCUCCACCAGUGCUAAAGAAAAGCAUAACAGUGCCUGGUAAGCAGGAGAAAGAUAAUAUUAAUGCAGCUUCCAAAGGAACAGUGACGCCAAACAAUUUUAGGCAGUGUGAUGCAUCACAGGGAAUGAGAUGUUUUGAAAUGGUGACUGCAAAAUCUGAUCAGGAGAUUAGGAGAGAUAUUCAGGAAAGUUAUUUGAAUGAAGAAACACUGUCACCAGUAUUGAAUGACAGUGAGAGUCCUGUUGCAGACAAAGGAGAUGGAGAAAGUAGACUGUUUAAAAGGUCUGUUUCAGUGACAAAUAAGCCCCAUUUAAUGCCUGCCCUGGGAAUGAAUGGAGCAAAAGCCCGCAGCCAGAGCUUUAGCACACACACUGGGGAUAAAACAUGCACCAGUGUGAUGGAAGGGCCUGGUAAGAUACGUACUCAGAUCAUAACAAACACAACCGGAAGGGGAAGCUCCUUACCAGGACAGAACUCUUCUAUUGAAGGGUUUCAGCUGACAUCUGGAAGCGGUCCUGGUGAAAGCCCUUCUCAUUCUCCAAGGGGGGUUGACCAUUCCUACACCAGACAAAGCUCUUGUGGAAACAUGAGUAGUUCAAGCAGCCACCAAGGUAGCCCAAGCAAAGUUGCUAGUAGAACUACCCCCAAAGCAGAUGGUCCUCGAAACGGGUCCAAGUAUGAGAGCAACAAGUCACCACCUCAACAAGAAGCACGCAGCCUACCUCUAGCUGACAGGCUGGGACUCAGAAAUUCCAGACAACCUGGAAAAUCACAGUCUCAGUUUGAUUCUGUCUCAUCUUCUCAUUUCUUACCGGAACAGGCAUCCGAAAGCAUUGGUAGCAGGUUGCUAAACCCUAACCGAAUUGAUAUAAUGAGACCAGCAAAAAAGUUGGACAACCCCACAAGAGGGCCGGAGUUACUGGAACAACUCAGUCCUUCGGUAUCCACGAUAGAAGAGAAAGUUAUGAUGGGCAUUCAAGAGAACAUGCAGAAAGUUCAAGGGAAGGAAAAGUCGCAGGUCACAGAGACAAAACUAAAAACGGGUUCUUCAUUGGCCAGCUGGUUUGGUUUCCGCAGGAGUAAGCUCCCUGCACUAAGUGGCAAAAAAGCUGAUACCUCCAAAGCAAAAGAAGAGAAGAAAGAAGUCCAGAUUGGAUCGGUACUGGGAAACAAGCAGAUGAAGUCAGACAAAAAGAAAGAUAAGAAAAAUGAACAGUGCAAAGAUAGUCAAGGGCAUACAACAAAACCAGAGAAUAAUGAUAAAGUGGUUUCAAUCAUGGAUCACUGCAAUACUAAGAUAAGUCCACCAAUGAAACAGCUUCAGCCUUCUACAGCCAAGGACCAAUUUAUGAAGGAGCUACUGAACAGAGUUGAUAAGACAGAAAAUGGAUCAAAUCAUGUUUCCUACAGGAGUGUGUCGAAGGGCAACUCCCAGGACUCAUCUCUUCCCACCAUCUCUAUCAGCACCCAAGGGAACCACAAGAAAAACAGUGAAAUGAAGGCAGAUAUGGAAAUGCACAGUGAAACUGUGACCAAGAUUGUGACACAGAAUAUCAACAUUAUGGCAGACGAUGAUGAAGAGACCAUCCACAAACCUUCUUGUCAAGAUCAUAUGCUAGGGUCAAGCUGCCAGAUGAGAACCCUAGACAGUGGGAUAGGAACUUUCCCCCUCCCUGACUCGGUCAACAGGGCGACCGGAAGACAUCUCCCCAAAUCCCAAUCCAACCCUGAGAAGGUGGUAACUGUCUUCCUGGAGCCACAUGAAAUCCUGCCCCAAACCACUCUAUCAAAGGCCAAAACUCUGGAACGAGAAAUGCCUUCCACCUCCGAGACUUGCCAACAAGAGCCUACCAUGGCUGCCAAAGCUGGACACACUCUUCAGAGCCGGCUUCCCAUGCCAACCACCUCAGGCAUAAUGAAACCCAAGGGAGUGCGUGUAAAAAAACUGAAUCCAGUCUCUUCCAAGUCUCCUGACAGCCACGAGAAGCAGGCUGAGAAGAGGAAGAACAGUCAGGACCAGAGCAGUCUGCAGACUGAUAGAACGCUACUGGAGUGCACAUAUUCAGCCAGCAGCAGCGAUAGCGAAACUGAGCCUGAGUAUGAAUCAAAUGAGAUUGGAACUGGUCAGGAAGAGCUUUUAGACCAAAUGAAAAACAACACGCAAGUUGGUCAAGAUGAGCUUGCUGUGAAGAAGAGUUGUAUUGUGAGCCCCAUGUCUAUUAUGGAUUUCUACCAACAUAAGGCAUAUGUCCAUUAUGGAAAGGAGGGACACACGGACAUGUCACACUACAGUUUUGUACACAACCAGUCUAUUGCUGAAGAAAAGGCUGGAGACAGUUCAAGGAAAUUGAAACAAGUAGAAGAGAAGAAGGAAGAACCUAAGAUGUCUGGCUUCCCUAAAAUCUCCCUCGAGUCUCUUAAUAAACUCAACAGCGACAGCGGCCCUUUCCUGGAGAAGGAGAAGAAGAGCCCGAACAAGGCUGAAGGGGAGAAAGCAGGUGAUGCUGGGAAUGAAGAAGCCUGCUCUAGUUGUUCUGGUAAAGCUGGUGUGGACAAUCUGGGAUCAUUCAGCGAUUCUUUAUAUGACAGCUUCUCCUCCUGUGCCAGCCAAGUCUCCAGUGACAUAUAGAGACUCUACGGUACACAUUGAACUUCUUCCUGAGAGAGCACUUACUAUAACAAGGAAAGAAGUUAAUGUAACUGGUGGAAUUUUAAAAAAGAACACCACCAUUGAAGCCUAAGGUGUAAGAAAUGAAAGCAGGUGCAAAAAAAAAAAGGACAAUAUUUGGAAACCGUAAAUUGAUGGCAGAGCCUAACUUAGAUUUUUAUAUAAUGGGAUUUUUGUAACUUUGCACUGUUAUAAAUACUGUACAGAGAUUUCUUUAAAUUAAAACAAAAAAUAUAUUUGUAGCAAAAUGAAAUAAAGCAAUAAAUAUUAUCAGUCGGUGCCAUCACCCAAGUUUACAAAUUAUUAAGACAUAAAACUUGAUUUGAAGAUUUAAAAUAUAAUGUUAAUUUGUUUCAUGGUAAUUUAAAUUAUAUGUUUAUUGAUGUGUUAAAUUCUGUAUUUUUGUGCAAACUGUGUAUUUUUAGGGUUACCAGUUCUGUUUCGGAUCAUACAUAAACCAACAUGACAUUGUUGAACUAGAAACAAAAAUCUUAAAACAAUGAAUGUAACACACAGUCAGAUUUCUUUGAUUUAAAUGCAAAGUGUGAAUGUCUGUAAAUCUGUUACUAAAAGAAAAUACUAUGUUUAAUUUACUGUUCUGUUAAAUCUACUGACACAAACCUUAUCACCUUAACUGUAUUUUGGGUUUUUUGGCAAACCAAGUCUAAUAUCCACAUUUACACAGCUCACAUUUCAUGGUGCUAACAAAAAAACACACUGUCUCAUUUUUUUUUUUUUCUAUGAAAGCUGUAUUCAUAUGUAAGGAGAGUCUAUUUCAAAGGACACCUGUAUUUUUCUAGCUGUGCUGUAUUUAUACCUACUUUUGUAAAUGGAACUAUAAAUUACUGUAUUUGUGUUAUUUCAGAUUUUUUUUUCCCCCAUAAUUGUUACGUUUUAAAAUAAUAUGGUACCAACAGUGUUACUUUGGUAAUAAUUUGUGCAAUUUUUGCUGUCACGUUAGAACUGAUGCCACAUUUUAUGUAAUGAUGUUGUCAGAAAGAAAUAAAAUGAUUUUCAUUUUUUAA
Molecule: messenger RNA, 7108 nt
Organism: Polyodon spathula (Mississippi paddlefish)
Lineage: Eukaryota; Metazoa; Chordata; Actinopteri; Acipenseriformes; Polyodontidae
Product: nck-associated protein 5-like
Exons: 18
Coding region: 225-6044 (1939 amino acids)
Biological process (GO): microtubule bundle formation; microtubule depolymerization
Cellular component (GO): microtubule plus-end
Source: RefSeq, a predicted model, not a curated record